AUGCGUUCCGCCAUCGCCACUAGUCGCAUAAAUUUCCGGUUAAGCAAGAGUUUUGUCGGCGACCCUGACAGCUGGCAAGAAGACUCGUACGGGCACGGAACCCACGUCACACAACUGCUACUGAAAACGGCCCCUGCGGCUGAAAUCGUUAUUAUCAAGAUAUGCACUGACAAGAUCAUCGACGCUGAGGGUAUGCCUCGAAUUGCUGAGGCAAUCGACUGGGCUGUUGAUAAGUGCGACGCGCACAUCAUUUCCAUGUCCUUUGGCUUUCAUGAAGAAGAUGAUCUCAUUGAAACAGCACUAGAUAAAGCCCUUGGAAAGGGUAAGCUUAUCAUGGCUGCAGCCUCAAAUAACGGGGGUCUUUCUGGGCGAUCCAGGCCAGCACGUCGAGAUGGUGUGCUGUGCAUUCAUGCAACAGACGGCAAGGGAAAUAAGGGCAAUAUGAACCCUUCACCUCUCGUGAACAAGUCCAACUUUGCCACGCUCGGCGUUUCCAUUCCAUUACGAUGGAAUGGGACCGAUGUGUGGAAAUCCGGGACAUCGUUUGCAGUACCAAUUGCUGUGGGUAUUGCUGCAGACAUCCUUGAACUUGCUCAGCACAAAUGCACCAAGCUCAGUCCACACAAGCUCAGAGCCUUGUACCAAAAACGGGGCAUGGAAGAAAUAUUUCGGGCAAUGGCUACACCAAGGGAUGGUUACGAUUUUGUUUUUCCGGGCCGUCAAUGGGCUAUACAAGCAGAAGCUGUGAGCAUGAUUCAGAAGAUUAUGCGUAAAAUCUGA
Molecule: messenger RNA, 780 nt
Organism: Fusarium graminearum PH-1
Lineage: Eukaryota; Fungi; Ascomycota; Sordariomycetes; Hypocreales; Nectriaceae
Exons: 2
Coding region: 1-780 (259 amino acids)
Biological process (GO): proteolysis
Molecular function (GO): serine-type endopeptidase activity
Source: RefSeq, a predicted model, not a curated record